Spirodela intermedia is the source of this 90-nucleotide messenger RNA. The record is from the annotation of a GenBank genome assembly. Lineage: Eukaryota; Viridiplantae; Streptophyta; Magnoliopsida; Alismatales; Araceae.
AUGCGUCAUAUACGUGGCAGCCCCCCUUGUGGGAACCCACCAGUGCACCCUAUGAAGACGAUGAAGAAGAAGAAGGAAGAUCGGAUCUAG